Messenger RNA from Chaetomium strumarium, 1605 nucleotides. Its product is annotated as MEMO1 family. The transcript has 2 exons. Lineage: Eukaryota; Fungi; Ascomycota; Sordariomycetes; Sordariales; Chaetomiaceae. The coding region runs from base 118 to 1128 and encodes 336 amino acids. The record is from RefSeq and is a predicted model, not a curated record.
AACCAACUCAGGUCCUCUCAUCGACAGACUUGAGCACCGCUUCCAUUCCAACCUUGAUUGGCUGACUGUCCUACGUUAAAGUGCGCAAUUCCCUGGGCAAUUCUUUGCACAACCAAGAUGGGAACACGGGAGGCUAGCCACGCCGGCUCUUGGUAUGAGGACGAUCCGAAUGAGCUCUCAUCGCAGCUCGAAAAGUUCCUGGGUCACGUUCCGGCCACCCUGGACGGCAGCGACCUUCCGAUUCCUGGUGCAAGGGUGAUAAUCGCUCCACAUGCCGGUUACACGUACUCUGGGCCUUGUGCUGCCUGGGCGUAUAAGUCGCUUGAUCUUAGGUCCGCGAAACGGGUCUUCAUCCUCGGCCCGUCUCACACUUACUACUUACGCGGAUGUGCUCUCACGACGUUUGACAAAUAUGAAACCCCAUUUGGAGACUUCGUUGUCGACAAGGCCACCAUAUCCGAGCUGAGGCAGACUGGCCGGUUCUCCAACAUGCCGCCGAGACGUGACGUAGACGAGCAUUCUCUUGAGAUGCAUAUUCCGUACCUGUGGAAAAGGCUCGAGCAAACCUUUGGCCACGACAGCAGUAGCUACCCGUCCAUCGUCCCUAUCCUCGUGGGUGAUGGAUCUGAAGAAGAGGAGAAAUCCUUUGGGAAGCUCCUCUCGCGGUACCUGAAGGACCCGGAAACUGCGUGGGUAGUCUCGUCCGACUUUUGCCAUUGGGGACCACGGUUCAGCUACCGACCCGUCUUCCGCGAAGGCGUGAUCCGUAAUUUGGAUGCCCCGAGGCAUAAGCGAGACCUACAAGCCCCGCUGGAUUGGAACGAUGUGGCCGACAAUCCCGAGAGCCCAGAGAUCCACGAGGUCAUCAAGGCGCUGGACCAGAUGGCCAUGGAUGCGGUCGAGCAUGGCGCACACAGUCGGUUCUACAAGGUCGUCCAAGAGACUCAAAACACCGUCUGCGGGAGACAUCCCAUCGGAGUUACCAUGGCGGCGUUGGAAGAGCUGCAAAAGGAGGGGUUGGAGGAGGGUAAAGGCAAGUUCAAGUUCGUCCAGUAUCAGAGGAGCAGUCUGGUCAAGGAAGCCUUGGACUCCAGUGUGAGCUAUGCAUCGGCCUAUGCUAUCAUCUGAGAGUCGCAUUUGCCGGGGCAUAAACAUACCACGGUGGUGACCUUGCGACGGCGACGUAGUGCCGGUUGGGCAGGUCAUGAGGGGUGAUGUUUCUGACGCGGUGGUAGGUUGCAUUCUAGACGAAAGUCAGAUGCAUCGGGAAAUGGAUGACAGGCUAUUCGAUGUUUGAGCUAGACGUCGCUGCUCUGCAAUCCACUAUUAGGUGAAUAUGGAUUGCGGAUACUGAUAGAGACAGCGCAUUUGCCCAAGUAGAGCCCAGGGCAUGAUAACAGCAAUAUCGAUGGCCUUGGAUCAGAAGACUCGAUGCGGACGAUGACCUCGGUACUCGAGUCAACUGAAGAAGAUGCUCUUGCGGGAUUCCUGCUACAUACACAGCGAUAGAUACCGUGUGUACGGAAUACUACCUACAGGUAUUUAUGCGUUACCGUGGCCGCAAAAGUCUCCAGCCCGAAGCUGAAGAUUUAGUACACAGCGAAG